This is a messenger RNA of Loa loa (African eye worm), 1758 nucleotides long. RefSeq lists its product as hypothetical. Gene Ontology annotation, molecular function: mRNA regulatory element binding translation repressor activity; translation factor activity, RNA binding; ribosome binding. The record is from RefSeq and is a predicted model, not a curated record. Gene Ontology annotation, biological process: negative regulation of cytoplasmic translation. Gene Ontology annotation, cellular component: cytoplasm; synapse; neuron projection. The transcript is spliced from 14 exons. Lineage: Eukaryota; Metazoa; Nematoda; Chromadorea; Rhabditida; Onchocercidae. Bases 1 to 1758 code for a protein of 585 amino acids.
AUGGAUGAUCGAAAAGGUAACAAUGGUUUUUCCUUAUCAGACAGUGAUGCAAGUGUCAACAAAGAUUCAUUGCUAGAUAGCAGAGUAACUGUAUUGGAUGUCAACGAAUCGCUGAUGAAUAUUAUCGGUAAAAAACAAGGCGACAAUAUGCAACAAUCUACCAGUGAUGAAAAUGUUUUGAAAUGCGAUAAUCACUGUGGAAUUGAGGAUUCAGUAUCUCUACCACCACCACUACCACCACCACCACCACCAUCACCACCACCACCAGCAUCAUCAUCAUCAUCAUUUUCAUCAUCAUCAUCAUCACCAUCAUCAUCAUCAUCAUCCGAGUUUGAUCUGGAUGAUGAUUCGGCUGAAAUCGCCCGAUUGGAAGGCAAGGUACAGCAGGGUGGAGAACUAGUGGAAGAUGAUGAAAAUGAAAUCAGACAAGGUGGAAAUGCAGGUCACAGUGCAGACGCAUUUGAUGGUUUCAAAAAUCGAAUUACUUCGCCUACAUUCAGCGCUCAAACUUUAUUGAAUCGUAGUGAUUUCACAGCUGUUGAGGUUUUGAAUGCCAUUUACCGCAAUGCGCCAGUUGGUGGCUCUCGUUUUGUAAAACCCACAUCAACUACAUUUUCAUACAUACCACAGAAUGAUAAAUCACGAGCUCAGCUGAAGACUAAAACAUCUACAACAAGCACGGAAUCGGAACAAUCGGCACGUGAACGUGAUGAGGAGAUUCUACAACAACGACAACGUGACCUAAUGGAUGAGUAUUUUCAUCAGUCUGGCGAUUUACAUCAUAUCAAAGCAUCUUUUGGUCGUCAGGGACAACUAUGGGCUGACCAAAAAUACUACGAAUAUUAUGAAUAUUUAUGCAAAGGCAUCAAACGUGCGUUAUCCCAUCCAGGCUCAUUUGAUCUAGACUGUGGCGCUGGAAGCGUUCAUACUCCAUCUAAUCAACAAGCUAACGGAAUAUGCCGCGCAAUGAAAUCUAAUCUCUAUUAUCAGUACAGUCCAGGACCUGAAAUAUAUUCCAGAAAAGUAUUCGUCGGAGGACUGCCAAUCGAUAUCGAUGAAAACGAGCUUACGGCCACUUUCAGUCGUUUCGGUCCUUUGGUUGUGGAUUGGCCAAACAAAGGUGAAAAUAAAAGCUACUUCCCCCCCAAAGGCUACGUAUUUCUUAUCUUCGAAUAUGAGGUUAGUGUACGCGCAUUGGUGCAAUCUUGCUUUGUGGAGGAUGAAAAACUCUUUCUGUACAUUUCAAGCCCGCUAUCACCUGAUAAACUGGUACAAAUUCGACCUUGGCGCCUUGCAGAUGCGGAUUAUGUCGUUGAAGCCAGCAUUCCGUUAUACGCUCGACGGGCUAUCUUUGUCGGUGGAGUACCAAGACCUAUUAAAGCAGUGGAACUGGCACAUAUAAUGGAUCGCCUUUAUGGGAGUGUUGGCUGUGCAGGUAUCGAUACCGAUGUUGAAUAUAAAUAUCCGAAAGGUGCUGGGCGCAUAGCGUUUACCAAUCAAAAUUCAUACAUGAAAGCAAUUACCGAUCGUUAUGUGCAGUUGAGCCAUGGUGAAGUGGAGAAACGAGUUGAACUGAAGCCAUAUGUACUGGAUGAUCAGCCAUGCGAUGAAUGCGGUGGCGAACGUUGUGGACAUCGACAUGCGCCCUUCUUCUGUCCACAACUUUCCUGCUUGCAGUAUUAUUGUGAGAAAUGUUGGACUACGAUACAUGGAUGUCGUGCACGCGAAGAUCACAAGCCAUUAGUUAAAGAAGCUUAG